Molecule: messenger RNA, 1140 nt
Organism: Aspergillus lentulus
Lineage: Eukaryota; Fungi; Ascomycota; Eurotiomycetes; Eurotiales; Aspergillaceae
Source: RefSeq, a predicted model, not a curated record
AUGAAGCUCCUCAGCACCAUCUCCAUCUCACUUCCCCUGCUUCUCCUUACUUCGGUCUACGCAGACCCAAGGGCAUGUACUGGCGAUACCAAAGUACUGAACCCUUCUUACUUUACCCUCAAUGAGACCGACAACAGGUUCCUCCCGGCGCUGUCCAAGAUCUUCACCGAUGCCGGCAAGAAGGUUACGGUCACGCAGGUUCUCGCGGACGCGAAUCGGGACCUGCAAAAGGGCACAGCCGCCUUUCCAAUGUCAGAGCGGUGGCUCUGGAAUUCGGGCGACGAGUCCACCACCAAGUGGAUUCCACAAGGAAUGACCAGCUCUGGCGAUGCUCUGGCCGUCGGGACGUACGAGGGCAAGGACGUCUGGCUUGCCAGCUGGUACCAAAAGGAAGGCGAUGCCAAUGUCCGCGUAAGCUUCGUGGACCGCGCGACGCAUAAGUACCGCCACGUUAUGCUGGUGGAGCCAAGCGCUGCGGAUAACUUCAAAUCGGUGCCGAUCCAUGCGGGCGGCAUUGCUUGGUACGGCAAUGCCCUGUACGUGGUCGAUACCGAUCAUGGCCUGCGGGUGUUCGACAUGGACAAUAUCUGGAAAGUCGAGAGCGGCGAUGGGAUCGGUAAGAUGGCUGGAGGCGGCUACUCGGCCGCCAAUUAUGCCUAUGUCCUUCCUCAGACGAGGGUCUAUAAUUGGACUGAACUCCAGCCAGACUCCAAAUUCCGGCAUUCCUGGGUCGCUCUUGAUCGUCUUGACUCGCCCGACACUCUGCUGAUCGGCGAGUACCAGACCGAUGACACCUCAACUCCCAUCCGUCUGGUCAAAUAUCCCCUGGACUACACGACACGCCGGCUGCGCAAGACCGGCUCGACAGUAGCAACCGCAUCCUGGGCAUACUGCGUCAAUAUUCUUCGCAUGCAGGGCGGAUUCUCCCGCAAUGACACUUUCUACCUGGGACGCAGCAAUGGUGAGAACAAUGGAGGUGAUCUAUUCACAUGGACCCCCGGAGAGGCAGCCGUCGGCUCUAGCUACUUCCCUCCAGGAAAUGAGGAUCUGAGCUACAAUGAGGCAAAGAAGGAGUGGUACUCUGUGACCGAAUGGCAGAACCAGAGAUACAUCUUGGCAUACAAGAAGGAGAUACCGUGA